UUUUCCACAGAAUGCAAGAAUGACCUCGCCUCCGAGUGCUCGCGACGGGGAGGCGAGUGCCGGAAGACGUGCGCCAGGUUCCAUCGGGCCGUCAACACCUCGUGCUCCAGCCCUUCGUGUAGUUGCUGUUCCAAGUGCGAGAGCGUUUCCUGUGAAGAGGCUAAAGACGGUAGCAUGUGUGUCACGGCCGCCUCCUACUGCCUGCACGGUUACUACGUGGACCCUGACAGCUGCAACGGCGACUGUGUCUGCUGCAAGCCAUGUUUAGCCAGUCAACAGUGCACGAAGGCUCACGGCUAUCCCGAGAACGUGAAAUUCGAUUGCAGGCCGGGAUAUCUAACUACCGAUGUCUCCGGUUCUUGCAAGUGUUGCAAACCAGAGGACCAAGGCCCUUGCCGCAGGAACGGGGAAAGAAAUAUGAGUCCAGCUGACUUCUGCGUCCCCGAGAAAUGUCCUCCGAAUUACUAUGAGUAUGAGACAGGGUGCAGCUCCAACGCUGGUCGGGAAUGCCGAUGCUGCGAGGCAGGAGGCUGGCAGCGGUGUCUAAAGGGAAAGAGCUGCGCAGAUAACGACGGAUGCUGCUCUUCUUCUGAUUGUCCUUGCUUGGGUUAUCACAACGUCACAGAGGGUUGUACCAGUCGAGAUGAUGUUGCAUGUACUUGCUGCCUGCACGAGUGCAAGCUGAUGCUUUUUUGAGGAUUUUUUCUCAGAUCACCUCCAGGAACAGCCGUCACUAGUAUCAGAGGGGAACAGUAUUUUUGCAUCUAGAAUCUAUCAUAUUUCUUUUCCCUCGAUGAAAUAUAGAAGUCAUAUAAGACCUGUGAUAAAAAAAUAUACUACUUGAAACUACUUGUAAGAAUAAAGCGCAUAAAUGAGUGAAAAAUAUAUAAAAGUAUUUUAAAUAAUCUACAAGGAUCAAAACUCCUGACAUGUUAUAGGUCCUCAUUUUUUUAACAUGGAUUGCGUUUCUUUAUUAUAUAAUAUAGUUUCCGAUUAUAUAAUGAACAAUUUGUUUAUCGAUUUUAUUUCUUGGUUAUAAAUUAUACAUAUUGAUUGUAGGUUAUAUCAUUUGAUGCUGAUUAUAAAAUUAUACUUUUAUUGUUUCAUUUACAACACAUUAAAAGGUUUUAUAAUAAUUGCAGAUAUUACUGUGUCAUAAUAACAAAAUAUAUAUCUAAAGAUUUAAAUAUAUAUAAAGAUUUAAAACAAAAUUGUACAUUUGCUUAAAAUCACCGCAAUGAAUUUAAAAUUGUGUAUUUAUAUAAUGUGAAAGAUAUUUAACAUUAAUAUCUUUGUCCGUCAAUUAAGUAAUUUACUUUGCAGUUUGAAUAAAUAAAGAUAAUAUCAAUAAGAUAAUUAAGUGUCUUGAUCACCAUUGGCAUAAUGUGGGUGUAUGUAUUUGAUAUAUAUUGUGGUAAUUACAAAUGUACUAAAACCUUC
Molecule: messenger RNA, 1440 nt
Organism: Penaeus indicus
Lineage: Eukaryota; Metazoa; Arthropoda; Malacostraca; Decapoda; Penaeidae
Product: multiple epidermal growth factor-like domains protein 11
Exons: 5
Coding region: 175-696 (173 amino acids)
Source: RefSeq, a predicted model, not a curated record